UUAUAGUUACAAACAAAACACACUUUCUAGUCUCUGAGCCUUAGCUGUGGCAGCUACAGUCUUUUCCUAAACAGCUUUCUCACUGACAUUAAGAUACCAGCAUUACUAGUUCUUGCAGCAGGAUGAUCCUAUGUUCACAGAAUCAGAAGGUUCUGUCUCCUUUCCCCCUAAGUGACAGAUGACUAGAAUGAAUUUUUGCUCCCCAUAUACUUCCUGAAGUCCAUUGUUUUUGUCUCAAGAGCCAGGAAGACCUCCCAGGAGUUCAGGCUCCUGUGUGUUCCCUGACCAGGCCCUGAUACUGUUUCCCCUGCCACUUGUUAGUUUGAUUGCUUUAUUUACCUCAUAUGUAAAUGUACUUUCAUUGCCCUCCGCCUGUAAUCAAGCCAGGCAGAUGGGUAAAAUCCACAUUCUUUUGUCUAAGGCAGGCUAGUUUAUCUACUGGCUCCGAAAUAUAUUUUAACAACAUAUUUCCAGCACACUUACAUUACUUUUUAUAAAUAACCCAUAUAUACAUCACACAAUGAUAUUCAUGACCAGUUUGUCACCAGUUGUCGUCUGAUACCUUACAAGACACUAUUUGGCAAAAUAUUCUGACAACAGUUUGUUGAGCAUGCCCUUUGCCAAUUGGCAUAAGAAGGCUGUUAGGGUCAUGUGUGUGUAUGAACACUUUUACAUCAGUUUAAAUAACAAGGGUAAGCUAAAUUGCUGUAAAUCAUGUUUAAAUUGAUACGAGUGUUUAUACACAAGGUUGCACUGGUUUAACUAACUGGUUUAACCUGAUGCAACUUUUUUGGGCAGUAGACAAGCCUUAAAUCCAGUGUCAAAUCCCAUUAUAUUUCCCUAUAUAACUGAAGAUACCCUCCUUUUAUAGUUCCCAGAGGGUUUGUGUGCCCAGGCAUUAAUUCAUUCACAUUAACUUAAUCCCCCAGUUUAGAAAUCAGUUCACAAUUAUAAAUGUAUUUUCAGGUCACAAUAUAUUUGUUUAAGAUCAUUAAACAAAUUUGUUUAUUUUUUUCCAUUUUUAUUCUCCUAAUUUGCAUGGAUGCAUAUUGGUGCACUUGAAAGAUCUUUUGUCCAUUUCCAAGGACUCUUUUGAAUACACAAACCUUGUAUAUGCAAACCUUGUAUAUGCAAUUUAAGAUGUCUAUUAUUUAACUUUAAGACCUGAUUGAUUUGUAAUAGAUUUUGCAUACCAAAAUAGAUAUUCGUAUGAAAUUAGUCUGAUCAAGGUAGACUUUAUAUUGUUUUAAAUCAAUGUUAUUCUUGUAAUUCUCUUCCUAUGGCACACAGGGGACAAUGGAGGAAAUCACUUUAGGCUAAUUUAACACCUGAAUAUUUAUACAUAUGUUGUUCACAGAUUUGUAUAACCUAUUGGAAAAAUGUGUUGCAUGAUCUUUCAAAAGCAGAGAGUUAAAUUAAUUAUGUACAAGAUAGAUAUUUAUCCGAUUGUUAAACAGAUUACUAAUUAUUUUUAAUAUUUAACAUGAUCUUGACCUGCUAGGUCAAGGGAAGUAGAAAGGGUUUCCUUACCUCCUCCACAGGCCUUUAUAUGAUAGUCACUGUGGGGGAUCCCAUGUAGGCCAGCAAAUUAUAGCUGACUUUGUAGAAUGCGGAGCUGCUACUGGCAAGCCUGAAAGGAUCUGACACUACAUAUUGCAGCCUGGCUUAACGUAUCUUGGAUGAAAUUGCUGAAAGCUAUAGUGCUACUAAUACACUGUGAUUCAGGGGUUGGAUUCAUUUUAAUAUUUAUACUAGUACACAUGUACUUCAUUGCUUAAGCAGGCCAAACUGUACACCCAGCCAGGCCCCUCACCCUGUCCCACUCUCAGGUAAGAUUCAAGAACCCUACUGAUUUUGGUGAAAAUCGGAAAAGCCUGAUUUGUAAUGAUUUCCACCGGUAUUAUACCUUUGGGCAUGAGGGGCUAGCUAAUAUUCAGGGGCUUGCAGAUUGUUUCUAUUAGGAGGAGAAACUGAUGAUAGAUAUUCCUUGUAUGCAAUCCUGUUUAUUUACAAAGAAAGUACACAAAGUACGGUUACACAGUAUGAAUGGAACAGGUGGUAGUUUCUUUACUCAAAGCUCCAAGCCUUUUCCAAACAGCAUUCUGCCCCCAAAGUUCCCUAUCCUUGCUUUCUCACAGGGCUUCAUUUCCAGUCCUUCUUUUGAUGUGUCUAGGGUUCCCUGGCUGCCUUUUCUCUGAACGGCUGUGAUGUGUCUGCUGCUACUCUCCCAAACAGCAGUACAGGAAAUUGACAAUAAUUUUAAUUUAAUAUAACCCAAAUAACACAGCAUUACUUAAUAUUGAUAGUUUUAUGGUUAUCUAACGAUAUCAAUUAUUUCCCUCCGUAAAGGCAAUUUCAAUCUUUACUUUAGGGCAUCUAGUGUCAUGGGGGCAAAGUUCAUUUGAGUUCUGUAUUUGCUUCCAUGUUCAUGCAUACUUUGAAAACCAUAGGAUAUAGUGUAAUACAUCUGAUUCUGUUUGUUUUUAUGAGCUUCUGUAAAGUCUAUUAUCUAUCUCAAUAGCAUCUUUAAGCAAGUCUUGACACAAGGCGAUUUUACGCCAGCCUGACCACAAGUUUCUCUCUAAUCAUGACAAUCAGUUGACAUUGUACAUUGAACAUGUAGGAGUCACAGAUCUGGGACGUUCACCAGGGCCCUGUCUUCUCAGACUCAGUGAAAGCGGACAGGGGAGGUAGAACUAGAAGUAUGAACAAAACGUUGUUCGAAGGUAAAACCGUUUGAAAGCCGGAUACUGACAGCGCCCAGUAGGAGUGAGUUGCAGGGGGGCUCUGGGAAGAGGCGGUCCCUGAGGCACUGGAGGGCUCCGCUCGAUGGUUUCCGGUUCAGUUUGCUCCCUUUACCAGCAGCGAUUUAUUCAAAAGGCCACUCUGCAAACCCGUCCUGGACUCCGGGCCUGGGGGAUCCGGGCGAGGGAGCCCUGUCCUCGCCCCCAGUGGGCGGGGCCGGUCAGAGCAGGGUCUCUCCGCGCUCGCCCCGCUGACGGGGGAGCGAGUCCCUCCCUCCACGCGCGGGGCGAGGCGCAUGCGCAGUGCGGAAGCAUCGCCGGAGCCGCGGUGCUAGAGGCCUGUCACUUCUUCCUGGUGCUCCUUCCUCGCCGGAGUAGCAGCCCCUCUCUCUGGGGUCCCCGCGGGGCUGUGACCCGGCCCUCCGCAGCUGGGAAGAGUACUCGAUUGUGGAAACCUUGGAUCACUACAGUUGUAUAUCCAUUCUAUUCUUUCGUGUUACAGGUUGAAACUUGUAUGGUAGUCAUUUAUAUGGAUCUGUGAUGGAUCUAUAACUAUGUCCCAAGUCAAGCCAAAGUCAUUUUGAGCAUCCUCUUCUGAAUGUGAAGAGAGAAAUGUUCCAUUGUCUUCUCAAAAUCGAGCUGUAAUCUGUCCGUAUAAACUUAAAAAUGGGAUCCAGGGAGCAGGGAUGGAUGAGCUGAUGUCCAUGGAUGUAACUUAACAAGAAGGAACAUUUUGAACAGUGAAGUUGCAAGAUCUUACCGAUCAAUACAACUGGAACCAUGUUGUGCUGGGGAAAUGCAUCCUUUGGACAGCUUGGAUUGGGUGGAAUUGAUGAAGAGAUUGUAUUAGAACCCAGAAAAAGUGACUUUUUCCUAAAUAAAAAGGUCCAAGAUGUAGGAUGUGGACUCAGACACACUGUUUUUGUCCUGGAUGAUGGGACUGUGUAUACAUGUGGAUGUAAUGAUCUAGGACAAUUAGGGCAUGAAAAAUCCAGAAAGAGACCAGAGCAUGUUGGUGCCUUGGAUGCCCAAAAUAUUGUGUCUGUUUCAUGUGGAGAAGCCCACACACUAGCAUUAAAUGACAAGGGCCAAGUGUAUGCUUGGGGUCUUGCUACUGAUGGACAGCUUGGCUUGCCUGGAACAGAGGAAUGUAUCAGAAUACCCAGAAAUAUCAAAAGCUUAUCAGAUAUCCAAAUAAUGCAAGUUGCCUGUGGCUACUGUCACUCACUUGCACUCUCAAAAGGCAGUGAAGUUUAUUCCUGGGGACAGAAUAAAUAUGGCCAACUGGGUAUAGGUUAUGAAUUUAAAAAGCAGACUUCACCUCAACUGAUUAAAUCUUUACUGGGAAUCCCUUUUGCACAAAUUGCAGCAGGAGGAGCACAUAGUUUUGUACUAACUCUUUCUGGAGCCAUUUUUGGAUGGGGACGCAACAAAUUUGGUCAGCUUGGUCUUAAUGAUGAAAAUGACAGGUAUGUUCCUAAUCUGCUGAAAUCCCUAAGAUCUCAGAAAAUUAUUCACAUCUGUUGUGGAGAAGAUCAUACAGCUGCUCUUACAAAGGAAGGUGGGGUUUUUACAUUUGGAGCUGGAGGCUAUGGACAAUUGGGUCAUAACUCUACCAGCCAUGAGAUAAACCCAAGGAAAGUUUUUGAACUUAUGGGAAGCAUUGUCACACAGAUUGCUUGUGGGAGGCAGCACACCUCUGCAUUUGUUCCUUCAUCUGGAAGAAUUUACUCCUUUGGUCUUGGAGGUAAUGGACAGUUAGGAACAGGAUCAACCAGUAAUAGGAAAAGUCCCUUCACAGUAAAAGGAAACUGGAUUCCUUAUAGUGGACAGUACCCACCAAGCACAGACAGUGAAGAAUAUUAUUGUGUAAAGAGAAUUUUCUCUGGUGGAGAUCAGAGUUUUUCACACUACUUUAAUCCACAGAACAUGACGCCACCAGAUGACUUCAGGUGUCCUGACUCUUCAAAGCAGAUCUGGACUGUGAAUGAAGUAUUUAUUCAGAAACUGCUGACUUGUCCAUCUGGAAGACUUCCUGUGGAGAUAGCUGAUGAAAUAGAUGGAACGUUUUCUUCAGCUGGCUGCCUAAAUGGGAGUUUUUUAGCUGUCAGUAAUGAUGAUCACUAUAGAACUAGUGCUCGAUUCUCGGGGGUUGAUAUGAACGCUGCUAGACUACUAUUUCACAAACUUAUAAGUCCUGACAAUCCUCGUAUAUCACAACAGGUUGCGGCUAGUUUGGAGAAGAACCUUAUUCCUAAAUUGACUACUUCCUUACCUGAUGUUGAAGCUCUAAGGCUCUAUCUCACUUUGCCAGAAUGCCCACUGAUGAGUGAUGUGAACAAUUUUACAACAUUAGCUAUUCCUUUUGGAACAGCUGUUGUAAAUCUCGGAAAAGCUCCACUGAAAGUACUCGAAAACUGGUGGUCUAUACUUGAACCUCCAUUGUUCCUCAAGAUCGUGGAGCUGUACAAGGAUGUUGUGGUCCACCUCCUGAAAUUAUACAAGAUUGGUAUCCCCAGUUCUGAAAGAAGAAUCUUUACCAGUUUUCUACACACUUCUCUCAAAGUUCUGGAAAUUUUACAUAGGGUAAAUGAGAGAGGAGGACAAAUUAUACAGUAUGACAAAUUUUACAUUCAUGAAAUACAAGACUUGAUAGACAUCAGAAAUGACUACAUCAACUGGAUCCAGCAGCAGGCAUAUGGAAUGGACAUCAACCAUGGAUUAACUGAGCUAACAGACAAUCCAGUUACAAUUUGCACAUACCCUUUCGUGUUCGAUGCACAGGCAAAAACUACGCUCUUGCAAACAGAUGCUGUCUUACAAAUGCAGAUGGCUGUUGACCAGGCUCACAGACAGAAUUUCUCAUCUAUUUUUCUCCCUGUAUUUGAAUCUGUCAAUCCUUGUCUAAUAUUAGUGGUGCGCAGAGACAAUAUUGUAGGAGAUGCUAUGGAAGUCCUAAGGAAAACGAAGAAUGUAGAUUACAAGAAACCACUCAAGGUUAUUUUCGUAGGGGAAGAAGCUGUUGAUGCAGGAGGUGUUCGCAAAGAAUUUUUCUUGCUCAUCAUGAGAGAGUUGCUUGAUCCCAAAUAUGGAAUGUUUAGGUACUAUGAAGAGUCCAGGCUCAUCUGGUUCUCUGACAAGACGUUUGAAGACAGUGACUUGUUCCAUUUGAUUGGUGUUGUCUGUGGGCUAGCAAUAUAUAAUUUUACUAUUGUAGACCUUCAGUUCCCAUUGGCUUUGUACAAGAAGCUGUUGAAUAAGAAGCCUUCCCUAGAUGACUUAAAAGAGUUAAUGCCUGAUGUUGGCAGAAGCAUGCAGCAGUUACUGGACUAUCCAGAAGAUGACAUAGAGGAGACAUUUUGUCUCAACUUUACGAUCACCGUGGAAAAUUUUGGAACAACAGAAGUAAAAGAGCUGAUUCCUAAAGGUGCCGACAUUCCUGUGGUCAAACAAAAUAGGCAAGAAUUUAUAGAUGCCUAUGUGGAUUACAUCUUCAGUAAAUCAGUGGCUUCCUUAUUUGAUGCAUUCCAUGCAGGCUUUCAUAAGGUGUGUGGUGGUAAAGUUCUUCAGCUCUUCCAGCCCAGUGAGCUGCAGGCGAUGGUGAUUGGGAACACAAAUUAUGAUUGGAAAGAACUGGAGAAGAAUACAGAAUAUAAAGGAGAAUAUUGGGCAGACCAUCCUACAAUUAAAAUAUUUUGGGAUGUUUUUCACGAGUUACCACUGGAAAAGAAAAAGCAGUUUCUGUUGUUUUUAACAGGCAGUGAUCGUAUUCCUAUUCUUGGAAUGAAGUGUCUUAAACUAGUCAUCCAGCCAACAGGAGGUGGAGAAGGGUAUCUUCCAGUAUCUCACACUUGCUUUAAUCUUCUUGAUCUUCCAAAAUACACAGACAAAGAAACCCUAAAAUCUAAGCUGAUCCAGGCAAUAGAUCACAAUGAAGGCUUCAGUUUAGUAUAACUUUAGAAAUGAGAUAUUGUAGUUGUUUAAUGUGGGAGCAUUAAACUAAUUCUUUGUAUCUUUUUUGUGAUGGUAAGUUCAGUGGACAAGUUGACAAUGUAACAACUGGUUAUUUACAAAAUGUUCAGUGAUACAAAUAUUCAUGGAAGGCCAAAAGUUCUUACAAAAAUGAACUGUUAAUACACAGCUUGUAUAGAACCACGUUUUUGUCAUAAAAUAAAAAUGAGACUGUGAAUGAGACUCAGGUUUCACAAACAUGAAUUUCAACACUUUACAUAUUAUAAAAACAAUUUAGCGUGUGAGUGCAUGAAAGACUUGCUUAAUUUUUUUCAAUCACAGAGUGAAAACACUUCCUAUUAUGAUAGUCCCAUUUGAUUAUUUUUCAUUUUGUAAAUAAAGGUUUGUAAUAAAAUAGUUUCAGUUCUGAUAGCAGUAUGGUUUCUAGUGUAUGUAAUUAAACUUGAGCUUAUUUUAUGGCUUUUAACAAAAGAAGUGGGAUUCCAGAGAUGUCUUUUUCUGGUGGUGGGGUGUUUUUGUUUUUGAAAACUUAAUGAAAUGAUGGUUGUAAUGAGCUGCCCUUUAUGAUGUACAGUCUAAUUUCCAUUGUGCAAUCACUUAUUCGUGCUGCUGCAAAACUGCACAUUUGGCUUCUGUUAAGAUGGACGAGAAGACUCAAUAGGCCAUUUCAUUUUAUUACCGCUGGUAUAAUUAAAUUGAUAAAAUUAUAAGGGAUUAAUUUAGCAUUGGGAAUCCAACUUCUGCAGCUAUAGUUUAAAAACAAAAAUGAGGAGCAAGACAGUUCCUAUCAAGAGUUUAAACAUUUCAUUUUAAAAUGAAAGUGUAGUUUUUGGUCACCUUUUUCCAGCUAAAAUGCAUUUGAAAUACCCUUUUUGAAACUUCUUUUGAAUUUUAGUAUAAGUACUCUGAGAUGACUGUGCUUAAUGGAACGUAUUCAGAUUUGACCUUCCUGGUCUGGUUAAGUUCCAGCAUACUUAUGUCUUAUUGAUACAUAUGUGACUUUCACCUGUGAAACAAAUAUUUAUUUUUUUUUAGAUUUUUAAAAUGCGGUGAAAACAAAGCUACAAUAAAAUACUUGAAUGAAAGA
This is a messenger RNA of Gopherus evgoodei (Goodes thornscrub tortoise), 7803 nucleotides long. RefSeq names its product HECT and RLD domain containing E3 ubiquitin protein ligase 4 (gene HERC4). Lineage: Eukaryota; Metazoa; Chordata; Testudines; Testudinidae. The coding region runs from base 3525 to 6698 and encodes 1057 amino acids. The transcript is spliced from 27 exons. The record is from RefSeq and is a predicted model, not a curated record. Gene Ontology annotation, molecular function: ubiquitin-protein transferase activity.